UUCUGAACGAGAGAAAAAGUGAACGAGAAGACUGGGAGUAAAAUCCACCCCUUUGAUUUCUCUUCACUGCUACUCUCCUCCUCUUUCCCUCCCACUAAGGUAUUCUGUCUGAAGCCACCCCCCUUUCUCUCUCGCUCCAUCUCGAUCUGUCCUGUAUUUAUUUCCUUCACUCUCUCCUGCACAUGCACAUACUAUUAAACACCACUGUUCUUUUUUUCCCUAGCUCGUCUCUCAUUUGGUCUUCUUUUAACGCACUGCUUUAAGAGCAUCUAGUAUUUCUGUUUCUCCCAACGGGUGGAGAAAACGGCUUAAUGCGUCUCUCUCUCAGCUGUGUCACACACACUGAGAUAGCCUGUUUCUCAUUGAGAGGCCCUUUUUUUUACUUGUAACACAGAAGUCUUGCUCUCUUUUUACGGUGCAGGUUUCCCUCCCCCUUCCCUCUUCUCUACACUUAUCCGUAAAGAAAGGAAGGAAGCGGAAGAGAGUGGUGUCUGUGAGGAGGAAUGAUGAAAAGGCAGAGAGAGAGGGAGAGAAGGAAGGAGGGGGUAAACGAAGAGAGCAGGACCGAGGAGAGUGGACUGGCAGAAACGUGAAAUGCGAGAGGGAGAAGAGUAAAGUAGGAGAGGAACCUGUAAGAGGAGAAACGAGGGAUGGCUGACCUGGAAGUGGGCAAAAUCGGGGGAAAGGAAGCCACCGUUCUUUUCCAACACUUGCUGAAGCAGGGAGGCAUCACCUGAGAUCUGCUCUGGUCCUCCUCGGUGACAUCAGGUGUUCACUCCUCAUGCGACAUACAGUAUACAGCUCAAAGCAGACCAGCUGGUCAGAGAUCAGGUUUCAUCCAAACACCUGGACAUUUGGGGGAAAUUGGAUUACCUCCCCAUAUUGUUGCUGAAGAGGCUAUGACGUGAUGCUGAAUAAUAUCUUGAUGGCUGAAAUUAUGCCUAUAGUGGAGGAAUUUGAUGAGCAGACAAAUAACGAUACAGUUUAUGAGUUCAGGUUACUGGCAGCAGCAAACAAUUUCAUUGAAGCAGCCUCAAGGCUGCCCAGAGCUUCUGGAUGUUUCCCCCCUUGCGGUUUCCAGGCGCAAGGUGCUGUUUAUAACUGCAUGACCUGUCAGUACGACUCCUGUGAAUUCCCGCUGGAUUGCCCCGUGAAGGAAAUCACUGUACAAGAGAACAACAUGACUCAGAUGUGGUGUAAGGUCCCUUUCCCGCUGCCCACGGGUGCAGAGAUUAUCUGGAGACAUGCAAUAGAGAUGACAAUGUUGAUGGAUCGGUUUCAUGAGGUCACGGUUGGAGUGGAUCCACUUUACUUUAUCUCCUCUGCCCGACCAGAGCACUCAGGCACCUACCAGUGUGAAAUAUUCUCUCAGGAGCACUCUCUCGUCCGUAUCUACUACUACCUCACAGUGGUCCCUCUGGAACAGUUAGGCCAUGCAGAACUACAGGAUGUAUUUGAACAGGCUCUCCUACCAGGAGGCCAGUUCCCUCCCUUGUCCCCUAAGGAUCCAUUCCCCUUGUGGGUGCCCAGGCCCGCCAUUCUAACCACCUGUCUGACUGCAAUGUUUCUGCUGGUCUUCCUUACGCUUGGGGUGCUGUAUUGGUUAUCCAAUCAGAUCAGGACCAUUCAUUCGGAUCCAGCCCAAGAAACUAAAUCUACACAAAAUAAAUAUGUGAUUCACUGUUAAACAUGAGAAAAACAAUAAGGCAAUUCCCAAAUGAUUUAGGACUAAAUUAUUCGAGAACAACAUACUUUAAAUAUUAUAUAGAAGUGCGUUUUUGAAAAUGGCUGGGUGAACAUAGGAGAGGCAGUGAAUCUGAGCAUAUGAGUGAGGCUGUACCACUACCUCGUGUUAUAAAGCCUACUUUAUGCUACUAAAUAUAUCCAGACGUGACUCAAGGCGUUACUCCUUUUAAUCUUUACUCAGUGUUUUGCUGCUGUUGUCCCAACAACCAAUUAAGUCAAAACUGGGCGAGGGGAAUAUUUCAUUGUACAGCACUACAAUUUUCCAUAAUGUUUGUUAGGACAAUGUGUAUUUUAGAGCUGCACAUUUUAUUACAAUGUCUGGGUUUUAUUGCAGUUCUUAAGAUUUAAAUUCCCAUAAAUUCCGAAUAUAUUUAAAUAAGUCAUCCCUUAAA
Pimephales promelas (fathead minnow) is the source of this 2138-nucleotide messenger RNA. The record is from RefSeq and is a predicted model, not a curated record. NCBI's taxonomy places the organism in Eukaryota, Metazoa, Chordata, Actinopteri, Cypriniformes, Leuciscidae.